Elaeis guineensis (African oil palm) is the source of this 1083-nucleotide messenger RNA. RefSeq names its product NADPH-dependent aldehyde reductase-like protein, chloroplastic. NCBI's taxonomy places the organism in Eukaryota, Viridiplantae, Streptophyta, Magnoliopsida, Arecales, Arecaceae. Gene Ontology annotation, molecular function: oxidoreductase activity. The record is from RefSeq and is a predicted model, not a curated record.
UUUUAAUCGAAAAAAAAUCCAUCCUGUUCGGACCGGGUGGAUCGGACAAAAUUGCCAACGCCAGGACCGCACACUGCCGUCGGUAAGAAACACAAGAACGCUAAUUUCUGAUGGCCGGUGAUCGCCCCCUCGACGGCCGUGUGGCCAUAGUCACAGGCGCCUCCCGCGGCAUCGGUCGCGCCAUCGCCAUCCACCUCGCUUCCCUCGGUGCCCGCCUCGUCCUCAACUACGCCUCGUCCUCCUCCUCCCCUCACGCCGACCUCCUCGCCACGGAGCUUAACUCUUCCUCCUCCUCGUCCGCUCCUCGUGCUGUCGCCGUCCGCGCCGACGUCUCCGACCCGGACAACGUCAAGUCCCUCUUCGACCGGGCCGAGUCCUUCUUCGGCACCGCACCCCACAUCCUCGUCGCGUGCGCCGGUGUGAUCGACUCCAAGUACCCGUCCCUCGCCGAUACCGCCGUCGAGGACUGGGACGCCAUCUUCGCCGUCAAUGCCCGCGGCGCCUUCCUUUGCUGCCGCGAGGCGGCCAAGCGACUCCAGCAGGGUGGCGGCGGGCGGAUCAUCACGGUGUCCUCGUCGCUGGUGGGGGCGCUGCGGCCCGGGUGCGCGGCGUACACGGCGUCGAAGGCGGCGGUGGAGGCGAUGACGAGGAUCUUGGCGAAGGAGCUGAAGGGAACGAGGAUCACAGCGAACAGCGUGGCGCCAGGGCCGGUGGCGACGGAUCUCUUCUUCGCCGGGACGAGCGAGGAGGCGGUGAGGAAGGUGGUGGAGGAGUGCCCGCUGGGGCGGCUGGGGGAGACCAAGGACAUCGCACCGGUCGUGGGCUUCCUCGCUACGGACGCCGCCGAGUGGGUUAACGGCCAGGUCAUCCGCGCGAACGGUGGCUACGUCUAGGUUAAGUCAUCGUCCUUUGAGACAUUGUGUCGAACAGUUUGUGUGUCGUGGUGGCACUUUGUAUAUGUAUGGGUUGUCGGGUUGUUUCGUUGGCAAUCUAUGAUACAUAUGUAGGCAGACAUGUGCAAUGCGCGUGCUAAAAUAUUUGAUUGUGAUGGUUUGGAUUCGUACGCACUUUGAUUCUACUUUA